GGUGUCGGUCGUUUCUGUGCCUGUGCCUGCUCUCCUCCAUCUCGACCACACGCGCACACACGUCCACCCUCUCACACACACACACACCACUAGCGCCUGCCCCGUCGAGCGACCAGCGUGCCCGGCGUCGACUCUUUCGCUCACACUCGUUCUACCACACCACGCUCUUUCAUACCAUCACAUUCACACCACCACACCACACUCCCCCAUUGCCCACGACCGUCUCCGACUCCGUGCGCUGUCCCGUCGUUCCCCCAUUUGCGUGCGUUGAGUCGGCGUUGCCAGCACCAAACGACCUCCUCGCACGCCCGACCGCCGCGCAGCCACUCGACCACCACCGCGCCGCCGAGCACUGCAACGGCCGACGAGUACCGCAACGACGAGGGAAAAGGGACUGCUGGACGCCUGCUGCUCUGCAUCGCUCGCUCACUUACACGACGUGCAACGCGAAAUCCCGCCGCAUUCCACUCGUCCGGGUCACGCCCCCAUCCGGCACCACCGCAUCCAUUGGCCUCACUUGCUCCAGCAAGCGACACCGCGCAUCGCCCUCGAAACGCCCUGUCGACCGCCGACACACCUGCUCCCAUCCUCGCCCGCGUGGCAUGAUCACGGCCUGAGGGAGUACCGCGCUCCGACCGACACGACUCUGACGACGACGGCCACGAAAGACGACUGAAAGGGCGAAAGGCGUCAUCUUCCAUCGCCUUUCUUUCCCACCCCCAUCCUAUAGCGAGUCACGCUUGCGCUGCUGGCAGCCGCAAACAAAGAGCAGGUUUUCAGACCUCGCUUCCGUAAUAAUUACCGACUACCGCCACCAUGCCUUCCCUCUCGCGCACCGCACGAGCCACUCGAACAUGGACUCUCCUUUCACUACUCACACUAUCCGCCAUGGCACAAAUAGCACAGCCUGCUCCCGAAGCAAAGUUGGAAAAGCGCGCGAGCGCAGUGUAUCAAGGAUGUUACAGCUCAGCAGCCAACAUGGAGAGUGUUGGCACAUACACAUACCAGUCCUCUGGAUAUUGUAGUGAACAAUGUUCCAACCAGAAUUCGGGCGCCAUGGCCACCACAAACGGCAACGACUGCUGGUGUGGUAGCGAAAUCCCAGCAGACAGCGAUAAAGUGGAGGACUCGAAGUGUGAUACGCCAUGUACUGGCUACGGCCAAGACAGCUGCGGUGGUGAUGGUUUCUUUUCUGUUUAUCUCACCGAUGGCACCACUGUACCCAAAGAAGGCGGAGGCUCAAGCAGCUCAAGUAAAGGAGGCUCGAGCACCGAAGCAACUCCAUCCCUCGUCACGAACAUCUCACCUGGCAAGACUGUCGUCGUCACUGUCGCACCAUCAUCCUCAGACGGUGCCAGCUCGAGCAGCUCGUCAAGCGGCGGCGGCGGUGGAGGCUCCAAUACUGCUGGUAUCGCAGCCGGUGUCGUAGUGGGUGUCGUUGGACUGGCAGCCGCCGUGGGUGGUCUGCUCUACUGGAUCCGACAAAAGAAGCGAAAGGAGGCAGAAGAAGAGUACAGGCAGCGCACUGCAGUUAGCGAUUUCAUGCGUGGCGCCAACGAACGCAAACCACCCAGCACUGGCUACAGCCACAUGAGUGACACGAGGUUGGACCCCGAGGCAGGCGCACGCAAGAACAGCUGCGGCAGUCUGGCAGACAACCAAGAUUACUCAAGGAGGAUAUUGCGAGUGGCCAACCCGGAUUCGAGCUAGUCGCCAUCCGAGACGUCACCUUCGACAAUACCCAACACUACUACCAACAACACCGCAUCCGCCACCGAACAGGACACCCCUCGCCGCUCAUCACCACAGCGCAAAAGGCUGUCGAAGAAGAAGCAAAAGCGAGCGAGUGUCCUCAGCGUCGGCGGCAGUGGCAAAAGACCUUGUCAUGUACCUUUUUGAUGACUCUAUAAGACUCUCUCUUGACCUCCUUACCUCUUUACCUCUCUCUGACUGUGUGUGUGUGACUGAACUCUCGAUCAACGGACGGGAUUAAGAAUAGCUUGGGACAAAUGGGAAACGGAAGGGAAUGGGGAGCCAAUACUCAAUAACUACUGUGGUUUUAUUUUCAACGACUUUUCUUGAAAUGGAAUGGAGGCGACUCACUCUCAAUCAUCAUAGAACUUUUUUCGAUGCAAAAACAGCGAGCA
Molecule: messenger RNA, 2147 nt
Organism: Cercospora beticola
Lineage: Eukaryota; Fungi; Ascomycota; Dothideomycetes; Mycosphaerellales; Mycosphaerellaceae
Product: WSC domain-containing protein
Cellular component (GO): plasma membrane
Source: RefSeq, a predicted model, not a curated record